This is a messenger RNA of Colletotrichum lupini, 633 nucleotides long. RefSeq lists its product as uncharacterized. The coding region runs from base 1 to 633 and encodes 210 amino acids. The record is from RefSeq and is a predicted model, not a curated record. NCBI's taxonomy places the organism in Eukaryota, Fungi, Ascomycota, Sordariomycetes, Glomerellales, Glomerellaceae. The transcript has 5 exons.
AUGGACUGGAAAGGACUCGUCCUCGUCCGCCCCCCGAAGCUGUUGAGAUCAACAGGACUGGGCUGGUUUAUGUCUUUUUUUUUGCGUCAACGUGGCCAGGAUCAGUUGUACCGUGUAGAAAACCUCUUCCGUCGCACGCUUUUGGAUGGCCUCGCAGACUUUCCUUCCAUGGUCCUAAUUGCCCUACAGCCUGGAGACGCGUACUUGGGGAAAAGGGGAACACGCUGGCCGGAUUCGGGCUUCGUCGGUGCUUCUCGAAGAAGCGAAAUGAGUACUACAUCCGAUUCUUCUGUCAGCGACAUCCGACGAACCCGACUGAGCGGCCGGUAUAUCGGCAAGCCGGAACAGCGAAAUACCGAUGGCGGUAUGAUCUUUGAUCUGAGCUUCUCAAGUCCUGGAAAGGGGGGUCCUGCAGUUGCCCAUGUUCGAUGCCGACUCACUUACUCACUUCGUUUCGCAGAUCCGGAAUCUUCGUGUGGUGAAUGCCCCGCUAUCGAGCCGACAUGUACAUGUGUUAAUGAAGAUUCGAUUCUAUUCUCAAGUCACCAGAAAGAGUACCUGCGUUGCCCCGAAAACGUCAAGACGACGGGCUUGCAAACCUCCCGCACGCUGGAAGGAAAAAGCUAUACAUGA